AUGGGAAGAGACGAUGAGAAGGCGACCAGGGGUGCACGGACGCUUGUACUCCGUGGCGGUCCCGGCAGCGCAGGAAUCCCAGCACUCGACAACGACGACCAGCGAGACGAGCAAAUGGCGGCCGAUCAGAGCGGGCGCGGGAACGGGGGCGGUGUCCUCGACAGCGCCGCCUCCUCGCGCGUGGGCGGCAACCAUGAUGAGGGCCCUGUGGCACUUCGGGCAUCCACAUCCUCGCGCACCAUCAUGUACGCGCCCAGUGGCCGAGUGCGCACGUAUCAUGUUUCACGACUUUUCUCGAAUAAGACGACCCACUGGGCCAUGCCGAGACCGUUUCAUUAA
This is a messenger RNA of Lindgomyces ingoldianus, 339 nucleotides long. RefSeq lists its product as uncharacterized. The record is from RefSeq and is a predicted model, not a curated record. Lineage: Eukaryota; Fungi; Ascomycota; Dothideomycetes; Pleosporales; Lindgomycetaceae. The coding region runs from base 1 to 339 and encodes 112 amino acids. The transcript has 2 exons.